GACAGAGCCGUCAACCUGGUGGUGGGAGGACUGACCUCCCUGCUCGUUGCAGUAACAGUGAUCAGUUCAUUCGUGUUCCCCUCGUUGCCUCCCUGGCCACUCAACGUCUUUUUGGCUUUCUGUAUCCUGCUGACCUGCGGCUCGGCCAUGGUGCUGAUUGUCUGGUACCGGCAGGGGGACUUGGAUCCGAAGUUCAGGAAGUUAAUCUACUACAUGCUGGCCUCCAUCAUGCUGCUGUGUCUCUGUGCUAACCUGUACUUCCACGACGUGGGCAGAGGGACGUGAGACUGGACAUGCCUUACUCACCCUUACAGCCACACACAGUCACUGAUUGGACUAGUGGAACCAGGUGGACUAGUGGAACCAGUUAUACCAGGAGGAUGGUAGACCUGCCCAGUACCAGUUCCGGUGGGGGGCGCACAUUCCACACAAGCACAAAAAGGACAGACAGUUUCCAGACAAGUGACUGUCCACCAAUCAUAGUCAAGUGACUGUUUCUACUCUACCAAUCAUCUGACCACAUAGCUCUGCACAGUAAUCACUUUAGGAUUAUUCAGACCAUUUGUUUAUUUUUUAUUUAGUAUUUUAUGCAAUAAAUAAUCAUAUCCUGUCUGGCCUGUGAGUUGUUGUCCUGCACCUCUGUCAUAAGCUUUGUUGAUAGCUGGCGUCCUGCAUCCUGUGUCUUCUUCUUGGCCACAUUCUGAUUGGCCCACAUUUUCAGAAAGGUGUCUACACAUGGUAUUAAAACGUCUCUUCUCCACUGUC
This is a messenger RNA of Salvelinus sp. IW2-2015, 765 nucleotides long. Its product is annotated as transmembrane protein 243. The record is from RefSeq and is a predicted model, not a curated record. NCBI's taxonomy places the organism in Eukaryota, Metazoa, Chordata, Actinopteri, Salmoniformes, Salmonidae.